Molecule: messenger RNA, 1422 nt
Organism: Leptosia nina
Lineage: Eukaryota; Metazoa; Arthropoda; Insecta; Lepidoptera; Pieridae
Source: the annotation of a GenBank genome assembly
AUGGCUUCUCAAAUCGCAAAAUCUUUAUUAAAUUCUACACGUCCGGCUACCAAUUUAAAGUUUGAUAUUGCUCGGCGAGCCCUCAGUGUAGGUGCAAGUCUACAACAAAAGAAAACACUUAAAGACAAAACAGGCAAGAAUGUUGUUCUUGUCGAUGGAGUUAGAACUCCAUUUCUUGUCUCUUUCACUGAUUACUCUAAGAUGAUGCCACAUGAACUUGCAAGGCACUCCCUUCUAGGCCUCCUCCAAAAAACUGGUAUACCAAAAGAAGUGGUUGAUUACAUCGUUUACGGCACGGUCAUUCAAGAGGUAAAAACGUCGAACAUUGGCAGGGAAGCAGCUUUGGCAGCUGGCUUUAGUGACCGUACUCCUGCCCAUACCGUCACUAUGGCCUGCAUAUCUUCAAAUCAAGCCAUUACAACAGGUGUGGGCAUGAUAGCUGCCGGAGCAUAUGACGUUAUAGUCUGUGGUGGAGUAGAAUUCAUGUCGGAUGUGCCAAUUCGUCACUCGCGUAAGAUGCGAUCACUCUUGCUGAAGCUGAAUCGGGCAAAGACCCCAGCUCAGAGGCUAUCCUUACUUGCUUCUAUACGGCCCGACUUUUUAGCUCCUGAGUUACCAGCGGUUGCUGAGUUCUCAUCUGGAGAAACAAUGGGGCACAGUGCUGACCGUCUUGCAGCUGCAUUUGGGGCGAGUCGUGCUGAGCAGGACGCUUACGCAUUACGUUCACACACGCUUGCUGCUGAAGCUCAGGCUAAGGGGUACUUCACUGAUCUUAUUCCUAUCAAAGUGGAAGGGAAAGAUGCAGCCGUGGAACGCGACAACGGAAUUCGAGUUUCCACUCCCGAGCAAUUGGCUAAGCUGAAACCAGCCUUUGUUAAGCCUCACGGCACAGUCACCGCUGCCAAUUCCUCAUUCUUGACGGAUGGUGCGUCUGCAUGUUUGAUCAUGUCCGAGGCAAAGGCUAAGGAGUUGGGGCUCAAGCCAAAGGCGUAUGUACGGGACUUCACUUAUGUAGCUCAGGACCCAGUAGAUCAACUGCUUUUGGGUCCAGCGUAUGGUAUCCCGAAGAUUUUGGAGAAAGCUGGAUUGCAGCUUGGCGAUAUUGACACCUGGGAAAUACACGAGGCGUUUGCUGGUCAAAUUUUGUCUAAUCUUAAAGCGAUGGACUCAGAGUGGUUCGCGCAAAACUACCUCGGAAAGCAGACAAAGGUUGGAGUCCCAGACAUGAACAAAUGGAACAAGUGGGGCGGGUCGCUCUCUAUUGGACAUCCCUUCGCCGCUACAGGGGUUCGUCUAGCUAUGCACACCGCUCAUAGAUUGGUAAAGGAAGACGGACAGUUGGGCAUCAUUUCAGCUUGUGCAGCUGGCGGUCAAGGUGUUGCCAUGUUAUUGGAGAGGCACCCGGACGCACAUACAAACUAA